AUGGGCGGCUGGUCUAGCAGUGCUGUGCUGGAGCUGUACCGGGCGCUGCUCCGUGCAGGGCGUCACCUUCAGUACACUGACCGCAACUACUAUCGCCGCGCUGUGGCGCGCGAGUUUCGGCGGUGCAAAACUCUGACUGUACCCGAAGACAAGGAGGAAGCGCUGAAGAGGGGCCAGUUUUUCCUCAGUAGCCGAUUGGGUGGGCUUAUGUAG
This is a messenger RNA of Nerophis lumbriciformis (worm pipefish), 213 nucleotides long. The record is from RefSeq and is a predicted model, not a curated record. NCBI's taxonomy places the organism in Eukaryota, Metazoa, Chordata, Actinopteri, Syngnathiformes, Syngnathidae.